UAUUUAAUGAGUGAAAUAUUUAAUUAAUAAUUGAUAAUAUCUUUUUCCUCUUAAAAGUCAUUCUACCGAGUUAUACAAUGAGUAAUAAAAAAUAAGAAUUUAAAAAGAAAGUAACAAUCGAAUAGUGCUCUACGGCGCAAUACCAAACACGAAACUAAUAUCUUGACUUCAAACAUAAAACACGGUGGCGUAGCAUUACAAAUAUGUCGAUAUUUAUUAAAUGAUAGGAAAAACUUGUGAAUUUACUUUAUAACUAUCAAAAUAAUUUUUUUAUGUUUCGGUUAUGUGAUGCCAGUAAGCAAUAAGAUAGAAGCGCGGGUAAAAACUGUAAAUUUUAAUAUAAGAGGAAGAUCAGCCAUCCAAACAGAAUUUCAGGAUGAUAAUAAAUUUUUAACAAUAGCACCAGCAUUACCAGUUUUACCUGGAACGUUUACACCGCUUAAAUUAUCAAAACGUUCCUAUCAAUCUUUUAGUUCUAUAGGAUCAUCUUUUAAUUUGGAAUCCUCUGAAGUUGAAAGUUGUAAUGCAGUUACGUUACAAUGGACAGGAGAAGGAAAAGCAGUCACUGCAAUACGAGCAUCUACAGAAAGAGAAAAAAAUCCUGAUAGAAUAUCUCUCGAUAGAAGAGGUUUGACUGUGUUCCCUAAUAUAGUAGGAGAAUCGAAGUUACGAUUAAUUUCUUUACAACACAAUCUUCUUACAAAGAUUGAAGGAUGUAAUUUUGCACAGUUAACAAAACUAGUAUUUCUUGAUUUAUAUGAUAAUCAAAUAGAAAAGAUCUGUAGUUUAGAAUGUUUAGAAAACUUAAGACUCCUUUUAAUGGGUAAAAACAGAAUUAAAAAGAUUGAAGGAUUGAUGCAACUUUGCAAACUUGAAAUUUUAGACCUACAUGGUAAUCAGAUAGUGCAAAUAGCAGGUUUGAAUGGCCUUUCGUCUUUGAAAGUCCUAAAUUUAGCUGGAAAUAUUAUUAAAACGGUAGGAUGCAAUGAUUUCCAUGGUCUGACAUCCUUGAAAGAAUUAAAUCUGAGACGUAAUAAAAUAAAAAAGCUUUUAGGAUUUGAAGAUAUACCACAACUGCAGAAAUUAUAUUUAAGUAACAAUGAUAUAUACAAGAUAGAAGACAUGGGAAGUGUAGUAAAAGCAUUCCAAAUUAAAGAGAUUUCAAUUGAUGGAAAUCCAAUAACUUUAAACAGUGAUUAUAUAUCCUUUCUUGUAUCUUACUUACCAAGUCUUCAAGUAUUAUCAUCAAUGCAGAUUACUGAACAAAUUCGUAGAACUGCUAUUGCUUGGAGAACUGCAAAGGAGCAAGCUAAUUCAGCUUUUUUGGAUCUUAGUACACAAGUAUGUAUGAAUGUGCAACGAGAAGAGGUAAUUUCUAAUGCAAAAACGAAAUGGGAGUUUUUGAGAUCAAAAAGCAAGUCUUCUACUACCAAUGACAAUAAGAUGAAUAAUUGCAAAAUUAAUAAUAGCAAUAAUACACAUAUACUUAAUUCAAACAAGCUUAAUAUUACUAAACCGAAAAGCUUAAAUAAAGGAAGGCUGAAAGGAUUUGGAAGUUUAACAUCUAUAAACGAAAACGUAGAAGCAACAAAAAUACAAAUAAAGAAAAGAAGUAACUCUACUGAUAAUCUACUUAAACUAGAAGAUGCUGCUAAAGCAUAUCCAUUAGAAUUUAAACUUCCACCUAUUCUAAGUUCCAUAAUUGACAAUUUAAUGAAUAAUAAGUUUAAUGAAAAUUUGUUGAAACUUGGAAAUAAUUUAGGAACAUUGAAUGAUGUGACAAGCGGUGCCAAUAGUGAAUCUGAAAGUUCAGAAAGUCAUGAAAGCUUAAAAAGUGGUUUACGCUGUCAUUUAAUACAUUCAAGUAGACGCACAUCCCCUGUUGAUUCUGAAAAACGUUCUAGACAGAAUAAAUCUACAAAAGAUGUAGAUUUAUCUUCUACAUCAAAAACAUUUACAAAUAUGAAAAAUCAUGUUACUGAAUCAUCAGUUUUCAAGAAUCACAAAACUACCAUACAAUUUACCGAUUAUAAUGUGACAUCUAAUAUUAAAGAAGAUUUAUCCGCAAAAUCAUUUCACGGAGAUAAAAUAUCCAAACAAAAUAUUCCAAAUGAUUGUGAAUCAAUUCAAUCUAAAUCAAAUAUUAAUCACGUUGAAUAUUAUUCAGUAAGAGAUUCGGAAAAAGAUAGACAAAGAGUAAGAAGUGCACAAGUAAAAAAAAUAGUUCAUUACAAAAGUAACAGAGCAGCUACUGCUAGAGUAAAAUAUAGAGCUACAGCAUCUCCAAGUCCAAUGCCACAGCAAAUUUUACCAAGAGAAAGAGAACAAGGUAGUGAUUAUUUAAUUGAGAUCAUUGGUCGUUGUCUAAAUGUUUUUGGACAAGGCGCAUUACGUUUUAUUGAUCGUUCAUGGGAUACUUUAAAAGCAGAAGAUGUUAAUGUAGUUAAAUUCAAUUAUGUUCAGUUUAAUAGCAUAACUUUGAUUUUAAGUAAAUUGAAGAAUCGAUUUCCAAAUGUAGAACAUUUUUUAUUCAAAGAAACUAAUAUCAGUCAUCUAGGACAGAUUAAUGCUUUAGCCGAAGUGCAAGGUCUUGGAAGUAUUCGUAUAGAGGCAGAAGGGAAUCCAAUAAUAUCAAAAAAUUGGAGAUCUUAUACUAUAUUUCGCUUAGCACAUUGGGGACUUCACACUAUCAAUGGCAAAGAGAUUACUAAAGAAGAAAUAGAACAUGCAGAUCAAGAAUAUGCUGGAUUGAUAGAUAUUGUAAUACGAUCACUGCCAGAUUCUUUACUGCAACCAUUAUUACAAAGACUACAUUUAGAAAAGGUUCAAAGACAAAAUGGGGAGCAAGUUACUGCCAAACAAUUUCUAUUUAACAGCGAUCCAGCUCUUAGAAGUGUCGUUGGAAAAGAAGCCCUUCAAUGGAGGAAGGGGAGUGUGACACAAGAGGAUCUCAUUUGGAGACACAAAGGAAAAGUGCAUUUAUUAAAUUUAAUUGAUCUUACUGUUGAUGCCAUUGAAAAAUUACAAAUACUUGAAAAUGAAUGGCCAAACAUCUUAAAUAAAAUUAUUUACCAGGCUUUGUCUGAUUUUUCAGAAAUGGACACAUACAUGAAACAAUGCAGUAAAAUGCUUGAAAUUGAUAAGUAAUAUAUUAAUUACACAUAAUUAUAUCCCAUUUGAACACGAUCAGUUAAAUAUAUAUUGCUAUGAAAAAUGUAGUAAAUGUGUAAUAAUUGGUAAUAAUUUCUUAUUACAUAUAUUUGAUUCAAUAAAAAUUUCUAUAAAAUGGGAUGUGAUCAAAUGCUAAGUACUGUAUAAUUAAUAAUUGUGAAAGGACAAGUUUGCUAUAUAUAUUACAAUUGUUAAUGUUCCUGUAUUAAAGGAGUUUAUUGUGAUGUUAUAACACAAAAGAACGAAUUUUACAUAUAUAAUCUUAAUGCAGAUCUUAUGUAUAUAUAAUAUAGACUUGUAUGUAACACUUAACAACGAAUAUAUAAAUAUUUUAUAGAUCUUUAAGGUCUUCAAUUU
Messenger RNA from Vespula vulgaris, 3528 nucleotides. Its product is annotated as leucine-rich repeat-containing protein 49. The coding region runs from base 289 to 3147 and encodes 952 amino acids. The record is from RefSeq and is a predicted model, not a curated record. Gene Ontology annotation, molecular function: protein binding. The transcript has 8 exons. Lineage: Eukaryota; Metazoa; Arthropoda; Insecta; Hymenoptera; Vespidae.